AAAGACCGUCUGGGAGCAAACUAGAACUUCGACUGUUAAGACGCAGAAUUUCCCAAUCGGGCGCCAUUUUGCACCAACGAAUUGCAAAAUGCCGAGACCUCGUCUGGAGCCGAUCGUCGCUGGUUAUCUUCUUUUUGCAUUCUUCACCAUCACUUCAGCUCAGGAUUCUCAUCUCGGAUCUGCUCGUGUUGUAUUCCAGACGAAUUAUGGCGAUAUCGAAUUUGGUUUCUUCCCCAAUGUAGCACCCAAAACCGUUGACCACAUUUUCAAGCUUGUUCGUCUUGGAGGCUAUAACACCAAUCACAUUUUUCGGGUUGAUAAAGGAUUUGUGGCGCAAGUGGCAGAUGUAAUGGGGGGGAGAUCAGCUCCCAUGAACGAGGAGCAAAGGGCGGAAGCUAAGAAGACUGUUGUUGGUGAAUUUAGUUCUGUCAAACACGUUAGAGGGAUUCUUUCUAUGGGGAGAUAUGAUGAUCCAGACAGUGCUCAAUCCUCUUUUUCAAUGCUACUUGGAGAUGCUCCUCACCUUGAUGGCAAAUACGCAAUCUUUGGAAAAGUUACCAAAGGCGACGAUACAUUGAAGAAACUUGAAGAACUUCCUACUCGUCGUGAGGGUAUAUUUGUAAUGCCGACUGAGCGCAUAACAAUACUGUCAUCAUACUAUUACGAUGUCAAUUCUGAGCAUUGUGAAGAGGAGAGAUCAACUCUGAAGCGAAGGCUAGCUGCAUCUUUUAUUGAGAUUGAAAAACAGAGAAUGAAAUGCUUCCCCUAAAACGAGCAGGACAACGAAAACUCUGAUAGGAAAAACUGGAACACGAAUGCAAAUAGAAAUGGUUUGUCCAAAUCCUUAUCUUUGUUGUACCGUCUUAGUUGACACAUUUCUCACAAGGAUGUAGAAACACUAAACGGACAAAUGCACGUAUGAACACUGAAUAAACAUGUUUAAAACUGCAUAUAGUUCAAUAGCUAAGACAUGGAUUAAUACCCCAUUUCGUGUUUAAGUUGCAUUUUUCUGCAUUUUAAGCUGUGGAAUACGAUAAAUACAGGAAAUUUGCAUCUGUAAGCCAAAUUUUGAAAACAAGUGUAUUAAUUUUUCAUGUUUCCA
This is a messenger RNA of Cucurbita maxima (winter squash), 1102 nucleotides long. RefSeq names its product peptidyl-prolyl cis-trans isomerase CYP23. Gene Ontology annotation, molecular function: peptidyl-prolyl cis-trans isomerase activity. The transcript has 8 exons. Gene Ontology annotation, biological process: protein peptidyl-prolyl isomerization. NCBI's taxonomy places the organism in Eukaryota, Viridiplantae, Streptophyta, Magnoliopsida, Cucurbitales, Cucurbitaceae. The record is from RefSeq and is a predicted model, not a curated record. The coding region runs from base 89 to 769 and encodes 226 amino acids.